Molecule: messenger RNA, 996 nt
Organism: Cylindrotheca closterium
Lineage: Eukaryota; Bacillariophyta; Bacillariophyceae; Bacillariales; Bacillariaceae
Source: the annotation of a GenBank genome assembly
AUGGGAGUCUCCAAUUCCAAACCUCACUCAGUCGAAACCAAAUGGUUCCCUGAUUUUGAAGCCAGUCUUCCUUCAUUGGAAGGCAAGACUGUUGCCAUCACGGGAACGACUUCUGGAACCGGUUACAUUGUGGCCCGCACCGCCGCUCGCAAGAAUGCCGACACCAUUCUGUUGUUGAAUCGCCCUUCGGAACGUGCCACAAAGGCCGAAGCCGACUUGAAAGCGGAAGACACCAAAUCCAAAAUCAUUUCGAUUGAUUGCGAUUUGCAAGAUUUGGAAUCCGUCAAGAAGGCGGCGGCCAGCAUCAAGAGCAAGGUGGAUGCUGUCGAUGUUCUUUGUAACAACGCGGGCGUCAUGGCGUUGGAAGACAAGGCCACCAAGGAUGGUUACGAUGUUCAAAUGCAGACCAAUCACAUCUCACAUUUUUUGUUGACCAAGGAACUGUAUCCAUUGUUGCAAAAGGCCAAGGAACUCCGUGGUCAAGCGAGAGUGACCAAUCACUCUUCGGAAGCCCGCCACGGAAAGAAGCUAGAAGAAAAGUAUUUUGGAAAGAAUGGAGGAGAUCUAGGUGGAAAUGGAUCUUCCAUGGUGUUUGGUGGAGCCCGUUGGGUCCGAUACCAACAGACUAAGCUUGCCAAUUCGGUCUUUACCAAGGCGCUGGCCGACAAGUUUGGUGAUUCUGGCAUUAUUGCGGCAUGUGCUCAUCCCGGUCUUGCUGCUACCAAUCUACAAGUCACCACGGCCUCGACUGGAGGUAUGGGAAGUGGCAUGUGGAUCAUGCGCAUGUCCCAAUCCCAAGAGGAUGGAGCCAUGCCCAUUGUCGCCGCAUGCUUUGAUGCGGCCACCAAAAAUGGAUCCUUUUGGGGACCCAGUGGCAUGGGACAAUUCUCUGGACCGGCCAAGCAGAUCAAAUGGGACAAAAAGUCAGAGGAUCCUGACUGUGUGAGUGUCUUGUGGAAGGCAUCGGAAGAAGCGUGUGGUGCAUUUGCAAUUUAG